AUGGCAUCGCAACACAAAGACAUUACUGGAGUAAAAUGCACUUACCUGUCUGAUGGCGGCCGGAGGAGACACUCGGGACUCACAGGAACGAGACGCCAAAUUGGGGCACCAGCUGUAGGACCAAGGACACAAACAACGCCAAUUGCAACGUCGGGCAUGAGCUCUCAACACAGGAAUAUACCAAAUGGAUGGCCUAAAGAAGUACUAAGUGAUGUUGAAAACCUUAGAGAAGAAAAGAUAGAUGGUGUUUUGAAUAAAUUUCUAGAAGAUUCAAAAGAGUUCAUUAGAAACCAAAGGUUAUUGGCCCUUAGUUGUGCCUACAUGUACUAUAUCAAAAGUUGUUGGGCCUACACAAGGAUUUUGGCCAAGAAGUACCCUUCAUUUUACAUCAAUGUUGUUCCUCCUGGCCAUGUGAAAAAAGAUAUAAACGACAAUUCUGGUAUGCUAGCACCUAAUGAAGGUGCUAAAGCUAUUGUGAGGUUGGCAUUGCUACCUGAUGGCGGUCCUUCUGGCCUCUUAGAACUGAAGAAAAAUCAUUUUGAUUAA
Molecule: messenger RNA, 546 nt
Organism: Glycine soja
Lineage: Eukaryota; Viridiplantae; Streptophyta; Magnoliopsida; Fabales; Fabaceae
Product: (+)-neomenthol dehydrogenase-like
Exons: 2
Coding region: 1-546 (181 amino acids)
Cellular component (GO): membrane
Source: RefSeq, a predicted model, not a curated record